Molecule: messenger RNA, 2543 nt
Organism: Rattus rattus (black rat)
Lineage: Eukaryota; Metazoa; Chordata; Mammalia; Rodentia; Muridae
Gene: Rnpep
Product: arginyl aminopeptidase
Exons: 11
Coding region: 353-2305 (650 amino acids)
Biological process (GO): proteolysis
Molecular function (GO): metalloaminopeptidase activity; zinc ion binding
Source: RefSeq, a predicted model, not a curated record
GUCUCUGGUCCUGACACAAAAGUAUAAUAAAAAAGGUCCUUCCAGAACCCUUUCAUCCAGGUUCUGUUCUCCUUGCAGCCUGCUGACUGCUUAGAGGGUGGGGAAUCCGUAAAGCUGACCUGGAAUGAUGGGCGAUCUACCACAGCAGAGGGUGGGGGAGGGGGAACCUGUGUGUAGCUGGAAGAGGGGUUGCGUGCCACAAGGGAGGAGACAACCCCAGGGGAUUAGGGGCGGUGGCCGCUCGCAUUCCUCGGGGGCGGGGCGCAUGGUGGCGCGUCGCCUCGAGGCGGAGCCUGCCAGGACCCGAGGAGCGACCGGCCUUCCUGGCGGGUGAGCAACCGCUCUAAGAGCCAUGGAGAGCAGCGGACCCAGCAGCUGCCACAGCGCGGCCCGGCGGCCGCUUCACUCCGCACAAGCCGUGGACGUGGCCUCGGCCUCCAGCUUCCGCGCCUUCGAGAUCCUGCACCUGCACCUGGACCUGCGGGCCGAGUUCGGGCCUCCGGGCCCGGGUCCGGGGAGCCGCGGACUGAACGGCAAGGCGACUCUGGAACUGCGCUGCUUGCUGCCGGAGGGCGCCUCGGAGCUGCGGCUCGACUCGCACAGCUGCCUGGAGGUGAUGGCAGCGACCGUGCUGCGGGGGCAGCCCGGAGAGCAGCAGCCGCUUACGGAGCCCGUGCCUUUCCACACACAGCCCUUCUCGCACUAUGGCCAGGCCCUGUGCGUGGUCUUUCCGAAGCCCUGCUGUGCCGCUGAGCGCUUCCGGCUGGAGCUCACCUACCGCGUCGGAGAAGGACCAGGGGUUUGCUGGUUAGCUCCUGAGCAGACGGCAGGAAAGAAGAAACCCUUUGUGUAUACCCAGGGUCAGGCGGUCUUAAACCGAGCCUUUUUCCCUUGCUUCGACACCCCAGCCAUCAAAUGCACAUAUUCGGCUCUUGUUGAGGUUCCAGAUGGCUUCACAGCUGUGAUGAGUGCAAGCACAUGGGAGAGGAGAGGACCAAAUAAGUUCUUCUUCCAGAUGAGCCAGCCCAUCCCCUCCUAUCUGAUAGCUUUGGCCAUUGGAGAUCUGGCUUCAGCUGAGGUUGGUCCCAGGAGCCGGGUGUGGGCAGAGCCCUGCCUGAUUGAAGCCGCCAAGGAAGAAUACAAUGGGGUCAUAGAAGAAUUUCUGGCAACAGGAGAGAAGCUUUUCGGACCCUAUGUUUGGGGAAGAUAUGAUUUACUCUUUAUGCCACCAUCUUUCCCGUUUGGAGGAAUGGAGAAUCCCUGCCUGACCUUUGUCACCCCGUGCCUGCUAGCAGGGGACCGCUCCUUAGCCGACGUCAUCAUCCACGAGAUCUCCCACAGUUGGUUUGGGAACCUGGUCACCAAUGCCAACUGGGGGGAGUUCUGGCUCAAUGAAGGCUUCACCAUGUAUGCCCAGAGGAGGAUCUCCACCAUCCUGUUCGGAGCUGCUUACACUUGCUUGGAGGCCGCAACGGGGAGGGCUCUGCUACGGCAGCACAUGGAUGUGUCUGGAGAGGAAAACCCACUCAACAAGCUUCGGGUGAAGAUCGAACCAGGUGUUGACCCAGAUGACACCUACAAUGAAACCCCCUACGAGAAAGGUUACUGCUUUGUCUCAUACCUGGCCCAUCUGGUGGGUGAUCAGGAACAGUUUGACAAGUUUCUCAAGGCCUAUGUAGAUGAGUUUAAGUUCCAAAGUAUCUUGGCUGAAGACUUUCUGGAAUUCUACCUGGAGUAUUUCCCUGAGCUGAAGAAGAAGGGAGUGGAUUCCAUUCCAGGUUUUGAGUUCAACCGAUGGCUGAACACCCCUGGCUGGCCCCCCUACCUCCCCGACCUCUCCCCUGGGGACUCACUCAUGAAGCCAGCUGAAGAGCUGGCGGAGCUGUGGGCGGCCUCAGAGCCAGACAUGCAAGCCAUCGAGGCUGUGGCCAUCUCUACCUGGAAGACCUACCAGCUUGUCUACUUCCUAGAUAAGAUCCUGCAGAAGUCUCCUCUCCCUCCUGGGAACGUGAAAAAACUUGGGGAGACUUACCCAAAGAUUUCCAGUGCUCAGAAUGCUGAGUUACGGCUAAGAUGGGGCCAAAUCAUCCUUAAGAAUGACCACCAAGAAGAGUUCUGGAAAGUGAAGGACUUCCUGCAGAGUCAGGGAAAGCAGAAGUACACUCUGCCACUGUACCAUGCCAUGAUGGGUGGCAGCGAGAUGGCCCGGACCCUCGCCAAGGACACCUUUGCAGCCACCGCUUCCCAGCUCCACAGUAACGUGGUCAACUAUGUCCAGCAGAUCCUGGCGCCCAAGAGCAGUUAGAGGCUCACCUGGGUGGUCCCUGCCUUUCUGAAGAAUUGUUCCUUCCCAAAUUCAUGUUCUCAAGUCAGCGUCCCGGAGUUUCUGUUCUCUGGGUUUGGGUCUCUGCCGUGGUGGCAGCUUCUGGUCUAGAGAGUCCUGAGAGUUCUAGAAGGGCCUCCCAUGCUCCCCUUAGACCGGGCUGCAGAGCAUAAAAUGUCAUUCUUUUUCUCUUUGAAUAAAUGUUUUUAAGCAAGAAGUA